AGGCUGUGAAAAAAAAGGAAAGAAAGACAAAACAGUACUGUCUGUAGUGUUUCGAGGACCCGCUUUCUGUGCGUCGACUGGGGGCAAUGUGUGCCGACAGGCGUCGAUAGUGCUACGCCGUCACGUCGCUGCUGUGUCCACGGAGUUGUGAAACCUACAGAUUCAGUUCUGGCAGCUAUAGUGACUAGCGGAUAUUCCCGUGAAAAUCGUCCCGCGCCGUGACGUCGCAGCGCCUCUGCCGAUGCUACACUUGACGGGGAACGUGCAAAGUCGACGCCCGUCAUUAACUCCGGCGCAGUUCGCAGUUAGCGGAGGCCCGCUAACCCGCGUAACGGCACCGCCGCAUUCUUUCGGUUCGGGCGGAGCGCUGGCGGCUAGCAGUAACAGUGGAUGUGUAUCCGGCGCCUCUUCGCCGAAUCCGAACGCGUCGGCGACGACCCGGCGAGGAAAACGGAGCGGACGAUGACGCGCCGAGUGACAGUGGGUAGGGAGCGUUGCGACACCUGUUCGACGCACUGCGCGUGCGCGCGCCGCGUGUGCCAUCUUUGAAGUCGACGUUCCUUGCCCGACGCCAGCUGUUCGUGCGCAAUUAGCAGCGGAUUCUUUGUGGGGAUGGAUUGCGUGCGGCGUUUUGGCUGCAGUGUUUGUGUUCGUGUGUUCCUCAGAGGAAUUAAUGCUUAAUGCAGUGAGAUGCCUCGCGUGAGGAUGUUUAGAAGUGGUAGUUAAAGCUCGUAGUGAUACUUUUGGUGUUAAGUUAAAAGAGGAGUGUUUCGAAGUGAAGUGCGUCUAGGAGACCUGCCACCAGGAUAUCGUCUUUGGAACGACUCUUCGGAAUGCACGAUGACAAUGGCGCUGCUUCGAACACAACGUGGCCUGCCUCUGGACAUGGACAUAUCGUUCAGCAACGUGCUGGAGGACGCACGUCAGUACUUCCAGGGGCUGCCGUCUCCCGCGUCGGGCCCGGGCGCUCCGCCCCCGCAGGCGCCGGAGCCGCCACCCGUGGGUACACAGUACGACGUGGCGCCCGCCUCCACAGCCGCCCCCACCGUGUUGUCCUACUGGCCGCCCCCAGCCUCCACAGCCACCACCUACCCUCGUAAAAAUGAACACCGGUACCUGAGCGCGGCGCCGUCCGUGACGACGAGCAAGCAGCAGCCGACGGUGUAUAACGGCAGCCGGCUGUCUGCGGAGCACGCCGCCUUCCUGCACCAGAGCCGCCAGCAGCAGCAGCAGCAGCAGCAGGCGGCGGCGACCAGCCACAACCUGCCGCCCAUCGCCGCCCUGUCGGGCUACCGCGCCGCCGGCGCGGCCGUGGGCGCGACCUCGCAGCAACAGCAGCAGCACGCCUCCUCCGCAAGGAUGACUUCGGGGUCGCAGAAGACGUCGCAACGCAGCCAGCAGCAGCAGCAGCAGCAGCAACAGCAGCAGGCGGAGUACGCGGCGCAGCAGAGCCGCUACCUGCAGUACCGCGCCGCCGCCAGCAAGUACCUGCCCGCCGCGGGGGCGGCCACCACGCUGCCUGCGCACACUCCGCAGCAACAGCAGCAGCAGCAGCAGCAGCAGCAGCAGCCGCAGCACUACAUCAACUACCCCACGCCACCCUCGUCUGGCUCGAGCCUCACUUCCCAGCAGCAGUCGCAGACCCAGCAGCCGGUCGCGCAGUCCCAGCACCACCCACACCUCCACCAGCAGCAGCAGCAACAGCAGCAGCUGCUGCAACACCACCACCACCAGCUCAUGCAGCAGCAGCAACAGCAGAUACAGCAGCAGCAGCAACACCUUCAGCAGCAGCAGCAGCAGCAACAGCAGCAGCAGCAGCACUACGCGUACCUCGCCCAGCACCAGGCGGCUGCCCACCAUCAGCAACAGCACCACCAGGCGUCCCAAGAGCACCUCAAGGCUGUCGAACAGCAGCAGAGCAAAGCUCGCCAAUAUUCACAGGUCCAGCCGGCAACGCACACGAGCCGUGCCGGUGCGGCAGCCCGCAGCAAGCGUGAGUCACCACUGGACCUGUCAGUGAAGACAGUGCGCCAGUCAGCUGACUCCACUGCCAAGGAUGACCCCGACCUGGCAGCAGCUCUGCACGGUGCCAAGGUGCAGCUGCCACCCCUGCAGCUGCCCUCCAGUGUCGCAUACCCCACCAUUGACCCUCGUGGGCGACAAUCUGCUGCACACAAGGUCGACUUUGUACCCAACUUCGGCUCUGCUCAACACCCGCACCACACUUACGAUGCACAGCGUCUCCAGCAAAACCACCUCCAGAGCCGUAACAGUUCCCAGCAUCAACUAUACAGUGCACAGCAUCAACAACAGCAACAGCAGCAGCAGCAGCAGCAACAACAACUUCAGCAGCAGCAGCAGCAGCAGCAACAACAGGGUAGUGGAACCCUUCCUCACAUGGGAAGCUUCAAGAAGGCCGCUGCUGCUUCUGUUCUCCAACAAGCCAGUUCUGCUGCUCCAUCCUCAGCUUAUGACUUGAACAAACAGUCCCACUACUAUGGGGUGCAGGUCCCACAGCAAAGGGCAGUGCCAUAUUCUACACCUGUUUAUCCUGGCUAUGAUUCCUCUAAGAGGGCAGCUACUUCUGUUGAAUCCUACAAUCGCACUGAGUAUGGGACUCAGGCAACGGGUGUGGCAUCCUAUGCACAGGCCAGAGAUCACUCGGCCACUACAGGCCAAAAACGUUCCUCAUGUUCAUCCGUGUCAGACACGCGGCAGCAUAUGGUAGCUAAAGUUCCUCGCCUGGACUCUUGGAGGACUGCCAUUGAGCAGCAGAUAGAGCAGCGUAUCCAUUCCUACAAUGGCCCACGACAGCAGCAGCAACAACAGCAGCAAUCUCAGUCAGAGAUCAGUCUGCAACACCAGGUGCAGAUGAAUGGCAGGCACAACUAUCCUCACCACAACCAUGUUGUCCAGUCUCAACAGCAGCAUCAGCAGGCACAACAGCAGCAGCAAGUGCAGCAACAGCAGGUGCAGCAUCAACACCAUCAACAGAAUGUGCACCAGCAACCUGUCAUGCCAUAUGGUGGUAUUGGACCUAACUAUCAGUACCAGACAGGCCACUCACUGCAGAAGCUUUUGGCUGGAUCACUGCCACCGGCACAGCACCAGCAAUCAUUGCAUCACCAUCAGCAGCAGCAGCAGCAGCAGCAGCAGCAGCAGCAGCAGCAACAGCAGCAGGUGAGAGCUUCGGCUCCUAUGACAACUGCCCAGGGCAUAGUUGACAAGCACGUGAUAAGCAUAUUGCGCACCAGCCUGGAAGUGAAGGAAGCUCGUAUCAGUCAGCUGCAGAAUCAACUACAGCAGAAUAGUCGCCAGCAGCAGCAGCAGCAGCAGCAGCAGCUCCGGCAACAACAGCAGACUCAGCCAUCUGCACAGAUGCAAGAACCUCCGGGUACCUACAAACUGCACCUCCCUAAGGCAGUCGAUUCGGUCUGUCUUGAUCACACUGCAACAGAGGUUGACCACACGGCUGCAAACCUCGCAAGGAUACGCACAAAGGCUGAACUGAAGCAGGUGGGUCAAAACUUGGAGCAGCAACUACAGUUCCGUUCACCAACACCAGGCAGUGCGACCAGCUCAGCAGGCCCUUCUCCUCGCGGCACUCCACAGCUGUUUUCACCUCCACCCCCACAGCAGGGCAGCCCACCGAAGUUAACACGUGAGCGUGUGCCUCCAGCUACCACACCCACUUCAGGUCCACCACGUCGACGGCUGUUCAGUCCUCAUGAUUCAUCUUCCUCGUCAGGUGGACAUAUGGGAGAAGACAAUCAUGGCACUUCUCUUGCGAGUGCCCGUAAUGAUCCAUCAGGCUUACGUUCCUCCUCGGAGACUUCUGUGUUUGAUUUCCGUGACAGCGACAGUGAUAGUGAGAUGCCUGUGCUUGAGAGGCAGACUCUGGACGAACUGCGCCGAGACCGUAAAUCGAUGGCCAAUAGUGCAAAAGCUGCAGGGCACCAUCCGUAUCAUCACCAACAUUAUAGCCAACAGCAGCAGCAGCAACAGCAGCAGCAGCAGCAGCAACAACAACAACAACAACAAUUACAAGUACUGCAACAACAACAGCAACAGCAGCAACAACAGCAGCAGUUGCUGCAGCAGCAAGAGCAGACAACAGAUGAAAAUACUGAUAAGGUUAGUGCUGAUAACACAGCAGCUGAAUCUGCUGAUCCAGAGUGGUCAAACACCUGUGAGCAGUUCCUCGAACAACUGCGUUCAGGAUCUGGGUCAGACCGUGUGAAACGGAAGGGUCCUUCCAAAUCUCGCAGAAGGUAUGCUAUUGGCCCACUGGCUGGCCUGGGCAAUAUUAUACGUGGUGGGAAGAAUGAAGCACCAUACUUCCAGAUUGACACCCAGCAACCACUUCAGGCAUAUACCGUUGAACCUGCAACAGCUGCUGUUACUGCUGCUGAAGCAGCAGAGGCUGAGGGGUGCGUUGAGCGUGUGUUGCAGGUUGAGAAUAUUCUGCAGAUACCGCCCGAGGAGCUCGAAAGGGUUGAGCAGUCUGAAGAUGCCGACGACAGGCCCGAUAAUGAUGAAGAGGGUAUAACUGUAGAUGUCGAAGGUGAAGACGACUCUGUCGCUCCACCACCGUCACUGCCCCCAGAAAGACCAACUCCUGUGGAAGAUCCCAUCAGAAGUGAAUAUAGGAUUGUCAAUGAUGGUGUGAUAAGGUUAGUCAAACUGGUAGAGAGGAAAGUGCUACGUGAGGAAGGUAUAAACAUUCCCAGUGAUAAGGAAUCGAGUGGGAAGUCGGGUAGAGAUGGGUUUAGGAAAAGUGGGAAGGACAGAAAAUCGAUGAGAGAUGGAACUAGGAGAAAGGAUGAAAUGAAGAAAAUGAAGGAACCAAGGAAGGUGAAACAGCACUGGAAAGCUGUAAUGAAACAGACUUUGCAACAGCCAGAAGACCAGCAACAGGAAGUGCUCAGGAAUGACACAAACGAAACAAAGGUAGAGGUAGUAGAAGAGCAGUGUGCACAAGUAGUAAAUGAGGAAACUACAUCUGUGAAAAAGUGGCAGGAAGGUGACAAUAAAAUUUCAGGAAAAGAAGCAACAAAGAAGAGAACAAAAUCAGACAUUUUGAAGAUUUCAAAGGUGCCAAAAAGGAAGUCAAAGGAAGGUGAUGAUGAGGUAGAUGUUGAAAGAGAUCAGAGUAAAGAUGUUAAAAAGAGUUUAGAAGCACUCAAUAGAAGGAAAAGUAGAAGCGAAACAUGUGCACUGAAGGAAGAUGAUGAUGUCAAGCCAUUGAAAGAAAAGGAUAUAAGACCAGACACAGAAGAGACUGACAUGGCAAAACUUAAGACUGUGACAGCAGAGAAGGAUUCUAAAUUGGCAAAUGAGAAGACAGAGAAAUCUGAUGUUAAGGAGGAGAAUGUGAGGAAACUAAUGAAUGAGAAAGAAAGCUCACUGACUGGUUUGAAUAAUCGUGGUACUUUAGUAGUGAAACUUGAAAAGGAUUUAACAAUGAUAAAGGUGGAAAAAAGUACAGUGUCUGAACAUGAAGAAUGUGAUUCUGACGAAGAUGCACCAUUAGUUGCACGGCAGCGAGGUCGACCACGGAAAAGGCAGCUACAGCAGCAGAAGGAUUUGUUGAGAUUCCACCAACGACCCCGAAGUGCUGGAGCUAUUGACGAGAAGGAUGGUGAGGACGAGAUCAGUCUGGCUGAGAUGAAAGCCCGCCUGGGGCUUGGUGGUCAGCGCGAUGCCUCUGUUGCGAGUGAGGCUGCCACCAGUGUAGGAGGUAGCAUUAGCCACAGCAGUAGCAGUGGCUCAGAGGAUGAGACGGCCAGUGAGCCGCCUAGGACACGCCUGCGAUCCAAAGAUCCCCCAGUUGCUCCAGCACCUCAGCAGCACCAGAAGAGACAAAAGAAACGCAAGAGGAGGAGGAAAGGCCUGCGAGGUGCUCAGAAACGACAGCAGCAGAAAUCAGCGACAGGCAGUGAGUUUCGACCUGGUUGGGAAGAAGAGGUGUACAGAUUUAAGCAGUCCCUGAGAAUGCCGCCAUCACUGAUCAAUAUCCCACGGCCACCACGUUCAGCCUCAUUGCCUGACCUUGACAAGCAACGUGCAAUGUCCCCUUACACUGCAGACAGUUGUUCAGACUUAGACUCGCGCUCCAGUUGGAAUCCCCUCCCUUCCAGUGCUGUGUCGACAAAAUCCUCACCAGUUAAUGCGAGUGCAAACAAUAGUGCAUGCACUGAAUCAGCAGAUGUGUCUUCAGCAGUUACACCAACACCACCAUCUUCAUCAAGAGCUACUGGUUCUGGAAGCUCUAUCGCUGAUGUUUUGGCAGACCGUUACAAGCUACAGAGAAAGACAAGAAAGAGGGGCGCAGCACAGAAAGUUGGUCCCCGCCUCAUACCACGCCCUGCCAGCAGUGGCCCGGAGCUACUACCUUCGCCAACUGUUGUCCUUAUUCGGGAAAAGGACCUUUCGUGUUCUUCAUCGCCAUUACCUUCCACUACGUCUGCAUCUACAGUGUCCAAGUUUAGCAAAAAGCUCAAGAAAGGUUGUACAGGAGGCAAACAAGAAAUAAAGAGCAGUGAAGAAACCCUUGCCAACUGUGUGCUGCCCAAAGCAGCACCUACAGACUUCCAUCAGGCAUUUCGCCAAAAUGGUGGUAUUUUGGGUGACCGAUAUGCCACGCUAGUGUUCAAAUCACGUACUCGCACCGAAUCACGUGUGAUGCGUCGACGUGCUGUCAUCCGGGAAGUGUUUGGUGUGGACGAGCAACGACCUGCUUCUGCGCCUCCAGUCCCUGGUGCUGGGCACAACCACGAACGGAGUGCUGCACUCAUCCGAAGUAAUAAGGCUGUACUCAACUCGAAGCGCCGUCUUGUCCAGGGCCGUGUGCGCAAUCAUGACUUAUUGCGUGUACUGGCUGCCAACAAGGUUUCACAGACAGCAAGUGCUAGUAGUGAGCAUGACGAACAGGACAAAGAUGCAGCUGAUGAAACAGCAAGUACCUCAGGCUCACAGAAGCGGCCAAAAAUUAGAACUGUACGCAGGAAAUUCCGUUCUGGGUUUGAUUAUAUUCGGAAGAAGAAGAAAAUUCAGAAGAGGGAAAAUACUGAGGCUGAAGCUCCAAAGGAUAGGAAAAAGGGCCCUAUUCCACGGCCAAGCUGGCAGUCUGUCCAGGAUAUAAUGAAUGAGAUAAAAAGCUGGGUAAUUAACAAAGGUUUGGGAGAGACAGUGCUGCAUCGAGCUUCCAAGUUGGGCUACACGGAUAUAGUAGCGUUUUGUUUGGAGAAAUCUGAUAAUUCUCCAUCUCCUGAAGACAAUGCUCGCUACACACCUCUUCAUGAAGCUUGUCAAAGAGGUCAUUUGGACAUUGCACGACUGUUGCUUAUGUAUGGUGCAGAUGUUAGUGCCAGUGCAUGGGGGGGCUACAGGCCACUUCAUGAAGCUGCAGAAAAUGGUCAUGUUGAAGUUGUUCGGCUGUUGUUGUCAUAUGGUGCUGAUCCUCUUUUGGCAACAUAUAAAGGGUUGACUCCUUUACGGCUAACUACUGAUGACCUCUGCAAACGAUUGCUUUCUGAAUAUCUUGCUGAUGUUCAAGGAAUAUCUGCACCAACAUGGAACUUUCUAGGAGCUGCCCAAUGUACUGAUCCUCUACAUGCGGGCUAUGAUCCAUUGGAGGACGUGCCUACCUUCGACCCUUGUUCAGAGGAUGAAGCAGAGAUUGAAUUUGAAGUCAGUGAGCAGGUCCUACCUGCAUUGUACAGAUUGCACGGGGAACCUGCGUUGGAGCGCUGGGUUUUACUGCAAGAUCUGGCUGCUGUUCUGCGCAUAAAGUCGAGAGACACACUUCUUAGACAGUUGAGUCCUGAUCCUACAAAACCCUCACCUGCUCGUGCUUUGUUGCGUGAAUUCAAAAUGGCUGACUUCCUAGAACAAGCAAAGUGCUGUCAGCUGGUGGGAGGUGGCGAAAAAUUUAAUGUGAGGUCAUCAAAGGUGGCCCUAGUGAAGUACAAUGAUAGGGUGCGGCAAUUACUCGGUGUUGAGAAGGUGUUUAUUAGGUGACAUCAGGAGGAAGCCGGUGAAUGUGACAUUUAAGUGUUCCUCUAGAACAAGAGUUGUGUGACUGGGAUAGCACUGUAUUUUUACCUUCAAAAAUUGAACUCUUUAAGUCUGCUUAAGGAAUCAAUGAAAUGUGCAAUUACUUUCAAAGAGGAUUGUUGUGAUGGUGAGCUUUAUAAUUUUGGUUCGACUGCAUUGUCCAGAAUGGUCAUGGUCUUUUGCACUUUCAUUUUUUGUAGUAUAUUUAUUCUAAGAACUUGUACAGGCCUAUUUAUUAUAAAGAUUAUGUCAGAGAAAUUGAAAAUUAUUUUAUAUCAAAUAGACGUAUAAAUUAUUUAUUAUAUUGUAAAGCAGUUUGAUUUUAUGUAAAGUGUACAUGACGUUCUAUGCUUUGGUGCUAUGAAAAAAAAAAAAGAGUUAUAUAGUUUUGUGUGGAAAAAAAGAAAACCUUAAAAAAUCUUCUAUAAAUGGUAACCUGGUCCUCUGUGAAAGUACCUUGGUGCAAUAGAAGUGAAUGUGACAUUAUGUUCACUGCUGUAAGGAAUUUAUAUUGUUUGUGUACUUAAAAUGAGUAUCAAAAGUUUUAAUUAAUGUGAAUGUUAUGAAAGCUUGUGUGAGUAGUUACAUAGAAUAAGUAUGUAAUGGUUGUUGUACAUGUUUCAGUAGCAUUUCUAUCGAAAAUUUAAUUGAUGUAAUUGUAAAAAGUAAUUUUAUGUGAAGUCAUCUCAGGGAACAUAAUAAUAAAUAUGGACGUUGUAAACAAUAAAAAGUCACGCUUAGAAUAGUAUUGUAUACAUUAUCAUCAUAGAAAAUGUUUAAAAAAGAGAAAGCUGAUCGAGUUUGUGAUUUUAAUCAUAUUUGUCUUUGUAAUUAUUUUAGGAAAGAGAUGUUUUAUGUGAGAUAAUAGCAUUCAUUUCAAAUGUGAAAAUGUGGUGACAUCUUCACAGUCCAUUUUCUAUGUGUAAAAUAUUUCAAUUAUUAUCAUUGGAAGAAUAGUGAGAUAGUGCUUAACAAGCAAAGUCAUUGGUGCAUUAUUUCAUAACAUAAAAUGUUUAAAUGUGUUUUAAGCCUUGAAACUAUUGCUGUUGUGUAUACUGUACUCUAGCAUUAAUUAAUUACUUCAAAAGAUACGAAGGAGUCAUCUGUGAUGAAGUUGAAGGGGGAGUGCAAUGCUUUUUUAUGUACAUCAUGAUGGUAUAUCUCCUUGUUAUUUUUUGUUCCAGAUUAGGAAUUACUGUGAUUGUGUGUUUGUCAGAAGCUUGUGAAGAUGGUAGUUUGUACUGUAGUGGGAAUUAUAUAACAUGUCAUUUUUCAUAGUAUUUUAUUAAAGGAAUGUAUUUUAUA
Schistocerca nitens (vagrant locust) is the source of this 9363-nucleotide messenger RNA. RefSeq lists its product as uncharacterized. Gene Ontology annotation, molecular function: protein binding; transcription corepressor activity. The transcript is spliced from 16 exons. Gene Ontology annotation, biological process: negative regulation of transcription by RNA polymerase II. Gene Ontology annotation, cellular component: nucleus. The coding region runs from base 847 to 8022 and encodes 2391 amino acids. The record is from RefSeq and is a predicted model, not a curated record. Lineage: Eukaryota; Metazoa; Arthropoda; Insecta; Orthoptera; Acrididae.